UUUGAAACGCGGCUCCGCGCGUACGCGCAUGCAGGACAGGUAGCGGCUGAGUACAGGGUGAUUUGUGAGACGGUGGAGCUGACUGUGAUGGCCUCCUGAUGCCAGUUAAACAAGUGUCUCAACACCCUCAGAUCACAGACAGUGUAUUAUACUUAUAGACCCUCUCCUCCGUUCAAGUCAGUAUUUUAUCAUGGAGGCCAGGGGAAAGUAUGACUUCAAUGGCACAGCAGAAGAUGAGCUGAGCUUCAGGAAAGGAGACAUUCUGAAGAUCCUAGGAUCUCAAGACGACUGGUUCAAGGCAGAGCUACACGGUCAUGAGGGCUUCGUACCAAAAAACUAUGUUGAAAGGCAAACGCCGAGCUGGUUCAAAGAGACCGCCAGUCGUGGCUCGGCUGAGGAGAUGCUAAUAUCCCAAGAGGUGGGUGCUUUUCUGAUCCGUGGCAGCCAGAGUUCCCCUGGAGACUUCUCCAUCUCAGUCAGACACGAGUAUGAUGUACAGCAUUUUAAAGUUAUGAAGGAUAAAUCGGGCCAGUACUACCUGUGGACGGAUAGGUUUACAUCUCUAAACAAGCUUGUGGAGCAUUACAAGAUCACCUCCAUAUCCAAGCAGAGGGAGAUCUUCCUAAGGGAUGGAAGUGGAGAUGAGCCAAGAGCACCUCCACCUUUAAAGAGUCAACCAGAAGUGCGGCCUCCCCCAGGUGGUGGUUAUGGCGGUCCACAAACCUCAUCACAACACCGCAACACAACAGAUCAAACUCACAACCAGAAGAGUAAGAGAGGAAGUGUUGAGGAGAAAGCUAACACUGUGGGUCACCAAGGGAGGAACAGUCCAGCCCCUCGGCGAACCUCUGAAACUUUGCCUUCUCCGAGGUCAACCAUACAGGUGAGAGCUGUCUAUGACUUCACUGCAGAGGAAGAUGACGAGUUGGGCUUCAAUGCUGGUGACAUCAUUGAAGUACUGGACCGUUCAGAUGCAUCGUGGUGGAAAGGCCGAUUGCGCGGCAGGACUGGACUUUUCCCUGUCAAUUACACAGAUCAGAUCUGAUAUCUUCCGACUGCCUGGAGGUGUGGAAUCACCAUAUACUAAAUCCAUCGUACUCUCGCCAAAUGCCUGCCUAUAAUGUAUGGACUGGUUGAUUAAUUUUAAAUUCGUUUUAUAAAGCUGGCUGCAGAACAUUUGAAGAGAAGUGAGAAAAAG
Messenger RNA from Rhinichthys klamathensis goyatoka, 1198 nucleotides. It is a transcript of the gene grap2a, whose product is annotated as GRB2 related adaptor protein 2a. Gene Ontology annotation, molecular function: protein binding. The transcript has 9 exons. The record is from RefSeq and is a predicted model, not a curated record. NCBI's taxonomy places the organism in Eukaryota, Metazoa, Chordata, Actinopteri, Cypriniformes, Leuciscidae. Bases 191 to 1045 code for a protein of 284 amino acids.